GAAUAAAAAGGAAAUAAAUUUGCUCCAUCUUUGACAUUUCAAGACUUUUUUCUAUUCUCAUAAAUAAAUAAUUAAUAAAAUUAAAAAAAAAAAAAAUACUAAUUAUUGGAAAAAAAAAAAAAAAAAAUAAUUCAAGUUUAAAUCUUGAAAAAUAAUUAAAAAAGAACAAUGGAAGAUGUACUGAAUGAGGUUGUGUCGUCAGAAGACUUGAAAAAAUUUGAAAAUAUAUACAAUGAGCAGCUGAGAACGUCGAACGUAACUCAAAAAGCACAAUUCGAGUAUGCUUGGUGUCUUGUACGAAGUAAAUAUCCAUCGGACAUAAGAAAAGGAAUCGUUCUGCUGGAAGAUCUGUUCAAUAACCACGGAGACGCUGAAAAAAGAGAUUGUCUUUAUUAUUUAGCUAUUGGAAAUGCGCGGAUUAAAGAGUACACCAAAGCACUUCAUUAUGUCCGAGCAUUUUUACAAGUUGAACCAGGAAAUAAACAAGUACAAGAUUUAGAAACUUGUAUCAGAAAAAAAAUGGAAAAAGAGGGUCUGGUAGGAAUGGCUGUAGCUGGAGGGGUGAUCGUUGGACUUGCGAGUAUCCUCGGACUCGGUAUCGCAAUGGCUAAAAAAUCUUAGCCGACUUAAAACAAAUUGCUAAUUUUAACCAAAUGUUACAUUUCAUUGUUAUAUAUUUAUAUAAUUUUUUUUUUUUUAAUACUUUAUCCAAAAAUUACUUUUACUAUAAUUUACAAUACAUAAUUAUGAAUUUAAUUAUUGCGUUACUUUAAGAGUCGAUUGCGAACGACUGAGGUUGUUAUGUACACUUUCAAGUCUUCGUUGUACUUCUUACUUGAUUUGUAUAGUUUUGUUACUUUGUUAUUAUUUGAUGACUAACUUAACAUAAUACUACAAGUAGUCAAUGCGUACUAAUCUAUGUAAAUUUUGUAUUGGGUAAUUUUUUUUUGUAUUAUUAUUAUUAUUAUUUUUUUUUUUUUGUAAAUAGAGGUGAGACUCGAAAGAAAAAUAAAUUUCUUUCAUAUUUAUUAAUCCUCUACAAUAACAUAAUGUAACUCUACACAAAGAAAUUAUUUAAAUUUCCUAAAUAAAGAUGA
Molecule: messenger RNA, 1097 nt
Organism: Microplitis demolitor
Lineage: Eukaryota; Metazoa; Arthropoda; Insecta; Hymenoptera; Braconidae
Gene: Fis1
Product: mitochondrial fission 1 protein
Exons: 4
Coding region: 169-621 (150 amino acids)
Biological process (GO): mitochondrial fragmentation involved in apoptotic process; autophagy of mitochondrion; mitochondrial fission
Cellular component (GO): mitochondrial outer membrane; peroxisomal membrane
Molecular function (GO): protein binding
Source: RefSeq, a predicted model, not a curated record